UAGAUUGGGUUGGGAUAUCUGGUCGGCAUGGACGGGUUGAAGGGUCUGUUUGGGUGCUGUACAUCUCUGGGGACUGUAUACACCUGGGAAGCCCGGCUGCCAUUGUCGCUCGAUUUUUGGGCGGAGAUGCUUUCUCUCACUCGCUCUCCUCUGUUUCUCUCUCUCUCUCUCCCCAGAAAACUGCGGGAGGAGCUGAAGCCUGUCGCUUCUCUCUCCCCUCUACUUAUUUCGCCCUCCUCCCCACUUCCGCCGCUUUGGACCACGUAAACACUUGGUGGAAUACAACAAGGGCCCGGGACUGCAAAAGGGGGCGGGGUGUGGCUUCACAAAUAGUUCUGUCCACUUUCUCUCCGAGCUCCUGGGUUGAGAGAGACCUGGAGGAUUUUCCCCCUGAAGGACUAGCUCAAGAAACCGGAGGGAGAACGGUGCUUAAAUACCAGAGGCCAGAACUUGAGGCUGUCGCUGAAUUCUACGAGGUGGUUCCCAGGAGGCUCUGAGCAGGAUGGCUGUCACCUCUCAGCUGGUGUGUCUCCUGAUUUGUUUGCAGUGUCUGUGGGGCCCAGCUGACAGUGGCAAGCUGCUGGUUAUUCCUGUCGAUGGGAGCCACUGGCUGAGUUUGCAAGUCAUAGUGGAGGAGCUCCACAGCCGAGGACACCAGAUAGUUGUGGUGAAACCUGAACACAGCUUAUUGAUCAAGACAUCACUUCACUACACCACCCUGACCCAUCCCACUUUCUACAGCAAAGCUGAGGUGGACGAAUUGUAUGACAGCCUCAUACAGAUGGCGUUUUAUGAUGGGACAUUUUACCAAAAGCUGAGCCAAACCCUGCAACACGUGCACAGAAUCAGGCAGUUCUUCCUUCGUAUCUGUGAGGAUCUCCUAUCUAGCACCAGGCUCCUGGAGGAGCUGGCCAGAGAGUCUUUCGAUGCUUUGCUGACUGACCCUUUCAGCCCGUGCGGCGCCAUCAUUGCGGAGUAUCUGUCCCUGCCCUCGGUCAACCUGCUGCGAGGACUCCCCUGCGGUUUGGACAACUCGGCCACGCAGUGCCCCAGGCCACUCUCCUACGUGCCGAGAAUUUUCACCGGGAACACCGACCAAAUGACCUUCCUCCAAAGGACUAAAAACGUGCUGGCCAAUUUCGCCGAGUCGCUGCUGUGCUGGUUCAUCUACUCCCCUUUCGAAGAGCUUGCCCAGAGGUUCCUGCAGAGGGACGUGACCCUGGUCCAACUGCUGAGUAACGCCUCCAUCUGGCUGAUGCGUUAUGACUUCAUCCUUGAGUACCCGAAGCCCCUGAUGCCAAAUAUGGUGCUAGUGGGUGGCAUCAACUGCAAGGAGAGAAAACCUUUACCACAGGAUUUAGAAGAGUUUAUGAACAGUUCUGGAGAACAUGGAGCUGUGAUCUUCUCCCUGGGAUCAAUGAUGGCGGACAUGCCAGUCAGAACAGCCAAUCAGAUUGCUGCAGCUUUGAGUCAAAUUCCUCAGAAGGUUCUGUGGAGGCACGCUGGGGAAACUCCUUCGACACUGGGAUCAAAUACUAAACUGGUGAAGUGGCUGCCACAGAAUGAUCUGCUGGCACAUCCCAAAACGCGGGCAUUUCUGACCCACGGAGGGUCACAUGGAGUCUAUGAGGCUCUCUGCAGUGCUGUUCCAAUGGUAUUAUUGCCGUUGUUCGCGGACCAGAUAGAAAAUGCAGAACAUAUGAAGCAUCGUGGAGUUGGUGUACUCCUGAGUCUGAAAGGUCUCAGCUCUCAGGAUCUAAUCGAAGCCUUGAACACGGUCAUCAAUGACACCAGAUACAAGGAAGUCAUCACCAAGAUGUCUACCCUAUACAGGGAUCGCCUGAUGCAGCCGGUGGAGAUCUCUGCCUAUUGGGUGGAGUUUGUGAUGAGGCACAGAGGAGCUGAACAUUUACGAACUGCUGCUCACGGCUUCAGCUGGAUCCAGUACCAUUGCCUGGAUGUAUUUGGGACUUUGGCUGCUUUGGUGUUUUUGUUCUUCUGGUUGGUGUACAAGUGCUGCUCGUUCUGUCUACGCAGGGCAAGAAGUCGAGCAAAGAGGAAGUGUGACUAACGUGCCUUUUUUUUUUAAAAUUAAAAAAAUUAAAGUGCGGCUUCCUUAGAGUACCUGAUAGUCUGGUAGAAACAUUGUUCCUGGUGUGUGGGCAUGUCCCAUAAGUGCUGUCUGCCAACUGAGUCCACCAGCAUUCAACCGUUCUGUUUCUCACAGAACCAUGGUAUCUCUUUGAAGUCAACACGCUAGUCACCUCCUGGCCAUAGUUCAUAUGAAAUUAAGCAGUUCAUUAAUUUUUUGUCUUCUAAGAGAGAAAUGCUGAAUACAUUCAAAAUCAGCUUGAUGCAAUGAUUCUAUUGCUUUAAUUAAAUGAUGACUUUUGUAAGCAGCCUUUUUUUUCCUCUUUUGAUAAGUUUUAUUUCGGCAAAUUGUGCACUCCCAAGUUUUAGAAAGGGUGAAUAAUUUAGGACCUUCCCUCCUAACAGCACAGUAUAGGAGUAUUGACCAUCUGUGAACUGCAUCAUUUGAGCUUACCACCAUCUUUGAGUGCAAUUCAACAACAUAUGCUGUGCCUGCUAUGAAUCCCCACAUUUGUGAAUGAAUAGAAGUCCUUUUAUAUGACAAAGUAAACAAUAAGUAAUUAUUUACCUUGAUUCAAUGAUUGAACAAAACCUCACGUGUAUCAUGGCUGAUUUCAUUGGCUUCUGACAGCCAGACCAAGUCACGUCAUUAUGAUAGCCCAAAGUUGAUCUGCCUCAAAUCAUGUCGCUUUGUAAAUAUGCAAGUUAGGGUCCUCUGUGAUGUGCAUAACUCAGUUGGCAGCACUCUCCCAUCUGCACCCUGGCUUCAAUUCCCUAUUCCCCAAGAAUUGGGCAUGCAACCAGGCUAAUUCGAUACUGCAGCCGUACCAAUGGAGUGCAGCGCUGGUGGCGGUGUGGUUUUUCAGUUGAGACAUUAAACCAAGUUCCUGUUUGCCAUCUGCAGUGGAAUGAAAAGAUUCUGUGGCACAAUUCCGAGAAAAGCUGUGCAGUCCCUUUGGCAUCAGCAACAUCACUCCAACAGAACACCUGCCAUUAACUCAAUGCUGUUUGGGAGAACUUGCUGAAACUCUGUAAUGUAAUUUGUGUCUUGUGAAAAUGGGAAUUAAACUGAAUUAUAUAUAAUUUGGUUUGGAACUGCAUAAGUUCAUAGUACUCAUAUUGUUUAAUUUUAUGUACAAUAAAGAUUGUUUUGUUUUGA
Molecule: messenger RNA, 3250 nt
Organism: Chiloscyllium plagiosum (whitespotted bambooshark)
Lineage: Eukaryota; Metazoa; Chordata; Chondrichthyes; Orectolobiformes; Hemiscylliidae
Product: UDP-glucuronosyltransferase 1A1-like
Molecular function (GO): UDP-glycosyltransferase activity
Source: RefSeq, a predicted model, not a curated record